Messenger RNA from Penaeus vannamei (Pacific white shrimp), 1029 nucleotides. Lineage: Eukaryota; Metazoa; Arthropoda; Malacostraca; Decapoda; Penaeidae. The record is from RefSeq and is a predicted model, not a curated record.
AUGAUUGAUCAGUGUGUAGAUAAUCAAAACAUAGUGUUCGCAACAACUACAACGGACACUCCUCCAACAUACUGGUCUAUUCAUUUUGUAAAGUUCUUUCCAAAGAGUACAGACCAAGGGACACAGACCUGGCAAAAACAAGCAGAGGACGCAUCGGCCACACAAGAGCCGAUCCCCCCAUACCUCCCAUCCCCCACCCGUGAUCAGACCACAUAUGAAACCUAUCCCUUCACAUCUCCUCCACCAGUCACAACACCCGCUACCUCCACCCCAAACCCCUCCUCCACACCCUCCAUACCCAUACCCGCGACCAGCAAUCCUCCCCUCCCAAUACCCUCCCCUCUCUCCCUGCCCGCGGCCAGCCAGCUCCCUCGCGCCCUUGCUGACUCGCCGGCCGCCAACUCUGCUGAGCCAUCGACGUGCCCCUCGCCCGGCGCUCCUAGCCAGCAGACCCCCGCCCCUACAGACGCCCCCGCCUCCCCAAAGUCAACUAAGAGCCCUCCUGCCGUGAGACCCAAAACCAACACGCCAAAGAAGACCAAGGUGGAAGCUUCUACACAAGUAACACCUAAACGGAGCUUUAGAAAAAGUCAAAACAACAGGAGUAACAAUCAAAGAGAACAACUCGUCCCCAACCGCCACUGGGAAGAAACAGCUCAGCAGCAGGUGCAAGGGGCUACCGCCCAACCCGCUGCCCCCCCUCCUCCAGCAGCACCACCAGUCAUCAUUAACAACUAUGCAGAACGAGCAAAACCCACACAAGAUAUUGAUGAAGACGGUUACACCAAGGUCAAUUGUCACCCAGACACAAACGAAGAGGAUAUAGAAGAACAUCUAUCCGAAAAAGUUGAAAACAUAAGUGUCAUGGCCCAUAAGACAGUGAUGACACAUGAUUACUACACCAGCUUUACGGUGUCAGUAAGAGGAAAGAACAUAAAACCUGAACUAUUUUUAGACUCUGAUACUUUUCCUGACAAUGUUAAAGUGUUCCUAAACAAAAAUAAGUACAAGCGCGAUCAGAAUGUUUGA